This is a messenger RNA of Daphnia magna, 749 nucleotides long. RefSeq lists its product as uncharacterized. The record is from RefSeq and is a predicted model, not a curated record. The transcript is spliced from 4 exons. The coding region runs from base 330 to 749 and encodes 139 amino acids. NCBI's taxonomy places the organism in Eukaryota, Metazoa, Arthropoda, Branchiopoda, Diplostraca, Daphniidae.
UUACAGGAAGAUUUGAUUUGUACGAAGCAGUAUUUAAAUGUAAAAGUUGUGAUUCAAUUUACCCUGCAGCAAUAGAAGACUAUAUUGCGUCUGGUUACUUUCCUGGAAACCCCAAAAGAACAAAUUUUUUUAUUUCUUCUGAUCUUUCAGAGUUUUGGUUUCAUCUCAAGUAUUUAACACCUGGUACCUCCGAACAAAAAUUUCUUGAAACAUUAUCUGCCAAAUCACUCAAGGCAGAGAGGAACGCUACAAUUAACACUCCGCUUUUCAACAAAGCCGCGAAGGCUUAUGAAUAUACGAGUCAUUUAGUUGAUAUCAAAAUUUGCAAAAUGGAUAAGCGACGAUGCAGAUCUUGCACUCCAUUUCAAUUGUCGUGUCAUCCUGAUGGCGAUCACAAGUUAAUCAAAAGACGACGCCUAAAUGAACGAGUUAAAAGGUCAUGGUACGGCGAUGCUAUAAUUAUGCGUGAUGAAGACUUUGAUGUAUUAAACAAGGAAAUUAACAGCUAUAAACCUCAAGGUAAAAAUACUAUAGGCGCUCAAAAAUGUGGAAACUCUCAGUUUGAGGCUGCACGAGAAUUUUCCAAACGAUAUAAGGGAUUAGAGGUAACCGGCAACGUAAUGACGUCCUGUGGGCAUGGCGUAAUUCAGUGCUCAAUUGACAUGCACGAAGGGGAAACCUUCCGUCAUACCUUUGCUUCUCAUAUUAAAGUGCACUCACUGAAAAACAAAAAACAGCUUACUCUCUAA